This is a messenger RNA of Plasmodium berghei ANKA, 1059 nucleotides long. RefSeq names its product conserved Plasmodium protein, unknown function. The coding region runs from base 1 to 1059 and encodes 352 amino acids. The transcript has a single exon. Lineage: Eukaryota; Apicomplexa; Aconoidasida; Haemosporida; Plasmodiidae. The record is from RefSeq and is a predicted model, not a curated record.
AUGGAAGAAGAUAAAUCUAAGAGUUUUCAAAUAUUUGUUGGCAUAGCCUUUUAUUUAUUUUAUUUAUUUUAUAUGUUCACAUAUAGUUUUGAAGUACUUUUUAUUUUUUAUACGCAACUGAGCUAUAUGAUGCUAUGUGCUAUAUUUAUAUUUACCCUUUUUUCUAUUUUAUUUAUUUCGUAUAGUUUAAUGUAUAUUUCUUGUUUUUUUGUAAUUAUUAUGUCUUUAACAGAAAUAUCUGAAUUUACAAAAUAUACACAAGCAUAUUUUUUGGAUGAGGAAUUUAAUAAAAUAUUUUUAAUGGCUAGAUUAUUUGGGGCUAUAAAUUUUAUAAUUUUUUAUUCGAUGCAUAUGGGUAAUUUAAAAAAAGCUAAAUAUGAAAAACAGAAUAAUGAGAAUAUAGAAAAUGAAAUAAAUCAAACUAUAAGAUCAAGAACAAUACCAGUUGCUCAAAACACACCGUUACCCACUAUUAAUAAUAACAAUAAUCAUCAUCAGGAAUUGCCAAGAAAUAAUGUGAACAUACAUGAUACAGAUGUUGAAAAAGAUAAAGCCAUUUUUAUGAAUCCCCAAAAAACAGAAGUUAUAGAAGGUUACGUUUUAAAAAAAAUGGUAAUUCCGGUUAUACAUAAAGAAGAUAUAAAAAUGAUUCCUGAACAGCAUAAUACAGUUGAUGCAAAAAAUGCUACCCCAUUUAAUCAUUACAAAAUAAUGACAUCAGAAAGUUUAAAUAAUCCAAGAAAUGACAAUUAUAAAAUGAACAAUCCUGAAAUGAACCAUUUUGAGAUGAGUAGUGUGCACCCCUCCAUAAAUAAUAAUAUAAUUGAAAAUAAUCCAUCUAUUCCAACAAACUAUAUUUUAUAUAAUCAAAGUAUUGAGAAUAAUAGAAAUAAACUUACUGACCAAGAUAUUUAUAUACCCUAUGAAAAUCAAAACUUAAAUAAAAAUAGAUACCCAAAUGAUAUUAAUAAUAACUUUCCUUAUAAUAAUUAUAAAAUAUUUCCAGGAAAUACAUUAUAUAAACAACAUUCUAGUCGUAAAGACGUAUACAAAAAUUAG